This is a messenger RNA of Erythranthe guttata (spotted monkey flower), 1721 nucleotides long. The record is from RefSeq and is a predicted model, not a curated record. NCBI's taxonomy places the organism in Eukaryota, Viridiplantae, Streptophyta, Magnoliopsida, Lamiales, Phrymaceae.
AUGGCACAAAAGAUGGCACUGGAUGCUUUAAACAAAAAAAAAACCAUUUCAGCUCUCAAAGCAAAUAUAAGGUUUCCAAAAUGUGAAUUUUCAGGUGUCGGUUUAGCCUUUGUUUCUGUGAUAAUUGGCAUUACUUGGAUAUACUUUACCAUCAAGAAGAGGAAACACAUGAAACUACGAGAGAAGUUUUUCCACCAAAAUGGAGGUUUGUUAUUGAAGCAGCAACUCUCUUCGAACGAGGGUAGUAUGCAAUCACCUAAAGUAUUUUCUGCUCAUGAACUUGAGAAGGCCACCAACAAUUAUUCAGAAGACCACAUUCUCGGCAAAGGAGGUUACGGAAUAGUUUACAAAGGAAUUCUGAGCGAUGAACGUGUUGUUGCAAUAAAGAAAUCCAUAAAACUGGAUGACAGCCAAAUAGAGAUAUUCAUAAAUGAGAUGGUUAUUCUGACUCAGGUUAACCACAAGAAUGUGGUGAAACUAAUUGGAUGUUGUUUGGAGACUGAGGUGCCUUUAUUAGUAUAUGAAUUUAUCUCAAAUGGAACCCUAUUUCACUAUAUCCAUAAUAGUGAGGAAAUGCCAUGGUUUUCUUGGGAAAAUCGGUUGAGGAUUGCCACAGAGACUGCUAGUGCACUUGCCUAUCUACAUUCUUCGACAACAAAGCCAAUAAUCCAUAGAGAUGUUAAGUCACCCAAUAUAUUAUUGGAUGAGUGUUACACUGCAAAAAUAGCAGAUUUUGGAGCUUCAAGACUGAUUCCUAUUGAUCGAACACGAGUGACGACUCUUGUACAGGGAACUUUUGGUUAUCUUGAUCCUGAGUAUUUUCGUACAAGCCAACUGACAGAGAAAAGUGAUGUGUAUAGCUUUGGGGUGGUGUUGGCUGAGCUCCUGACAGGUAGAAAACCUGUGUCUACUGAAAAGAGUGAAGAAGAGAUUAACCUAGCUACUUACUUUGUAGCGUGUGUGACGGAAAAUCGAUUGUUUCAAAUUAUUGAUCCAAGAAUUAUGAGGGAAGGGAGUUUGGAGCAAAUCAGUGCACUGAGUGAGGUUGUUAAGAGAUGUCUCGAGUUGAAAGGUGAAGAAAGACCGACUAUGAAAGAAAUGACUAUGGAAUUGGAGAGGUUGAGAAAUUUUAAUAAAAUUGCAAACUCAUACAAGCAAGACGAAAAAAGCCCCGAGGGAAACAUGGGAGUAACAGGUGAGCAACAACUUGAUCUAUAUCCAGUUCCAAUAAAUCCUAAUUUCAGCUCUGGACAGUAAAAUAUGGAAAGUGAGUUAUUCCAUGCAAUCAAUACCCCUCGUUAAUCAGGCAGAACAUAGAGGUUAUUCAAACACUAUAGUUUUUCCUGUGAGGCUCUUUCUUAAUUCAUGUUUUUUCUAUAUUAUUCUUCUAGUAUAUAUAAUUUGCAUGUUACAAGAGUUACAAUAACUCCUUGUUAAGCAAUUUGCAUACCCAAAGAGUCAGGAAACAAUCAGUUUUCUUUUGUAAAAGAAGAAAAAAUAAUUUUGUUUCUUCUGUAAAAGAAGAAAAAAUAAUUUUGUAUAUGUCACAAUAUCUUGAUGUAUUGAGCAUUUUAAGUUGUUGAUUGUAUCAACUUUGAUGAUUAUUUUUAGUUUCUUGCUAUUUUAUCUUAAGCAUCAACCAUGGAUAGACUAUUCUUUGUGUGUGUUUACCAUCCCCAAAUUUCCUGAAAUCCCUUAAACUUCAUUUUGUUAGUUUGAAG